CUAUCCACCUACUCGUCCCUCAUAUCUCUCCAUCACCUGCAAUCAGAGAACUUCCCUCUAGGAUGCUGUAGUAUAUCCCUCUAUACUUUGCCUACUACUUGCCUACUUGCCUGCCCACUUCACAUUCAGAUCCCUUCUCCCCACCGCUUCCGUCCUCUCUCCUGCUGCCUCGCGCACCGAGAUGAGUGAUCUCUGACCCCGUCCCAGCCCCCUCGAGACAUACUAACUGAUCUUCGGGAUACAGUCUUCUGCUAGCCUCUUGACGUCUCCGCCAAACCCUCGUUUGUACCUACCUUCCUGUACCGCUACAGUCCCCCCAACAACAAACAUACUGCGUGCAUAACCCUCUCUCAAUCCCACCCCUCAGCUGGUAGUGAGCAAUCACAUAUCGCCCCGCACAAUGGUGAAAAUCGACCACCACGAGUAUCUGUCCGAAGAGGAGAAACGGCUCAAGGAGGAUCGGGAACGCGUUAAAUACUGGAAGAAGUGGGGCCCCUACGUCGCCGAGCGACAAUGGGCUACAGUCCGCGAGGAUUACAGUGCCGAUGGUGAUGCCUGGAGCCAUUUCCCGCACGCACAUGCCAGAUCGAGAGCUUUCCGGUGGGGAGAAGAUGGCAUCGCCGGCGUCUGUGAUACACACGGCUUCCAAAAUAUCGCAUUUGCUUUUUGGAACGGGGAAGAUGACUUCCUCAAAGAAAGGCUGUUCGGGUUAUCGAAUCCGCAGGGUAAUCAUGGCGAAAGUAUCAAAGAGGCACAUUUCCAUGUCGAUAAUACACCUACCCAUUCGUAUAUGAAGCUGUUAUACAAAUAUCCCCAACGGAAAUUCCCGUACGAGGACUUGAUCAAGGAGAAUGCCGCUCGAGGGAAGCAGGACCGGGAAUACCAAAUUAUCGACACGGGGAUAUUCGAUGAGAACCGCUACUGGGACAUCGUGAUCGAGACAGCGAAGGAAGCAAACGACCCAGAAGAACUACUUUUUCGCGUUACGGCGUGGAAUAGAGGCCCAGAGCCUGCUCCUCUACAUAUUAUUCCCCACGUGUGGUUCAGGAACUGCUGGGCAUGGGGUCACGAGUCCGCGGACAAGAAGCCAUCCAUAACCCAGCUUAGCGAGACCGUUGCACAAAGCAAACACUACAAAUUGGGAGAGCGAUACUUCCAACUCUCCCCCUCUCCUGGGGUUGGACCAAGCGGGCAAGAUGUUCAGCCGGAGCUGAUCUUUACGGAGAACGACACUAAUUUUGAGCUGCUCUAUAACGGUAAAAACGAGCAACCGUACGUCAAGGAUGCUUUUCAUCGCUACAUUGUGGACAAGGAGAAGGCGGCGAUCAAUCCCGAGAAGACAGGCACAAAGUCAGCUGCAUGGUUCGCUUUCGAUGAGGGCGGCGGAGUUGCUCCAGGGGAGUGUGCUGUGGUACGAUUUCGGUUGUCAAAGAAGUAUGAAGCGUACCUUGAUGAAGAAGAGUUUGACGAGAUCAUUGACAAACGGAAGGAGGAAGCAGAUGAUUUCUACUACCGUAUCAGCCCCCUGCCCAUGACAGAAGACUUGCGUAAUAUCCAGCGGCAGGCCUUCGCAGGCAUGAUGUGGACGAAACAGUUCUAUCAUUUUAUUUGGGACCAAUGGGCGAAUGGGGAUCCAAACCAGCCCCCUCCACCUGCAGAACGCAAGUCCGUCCGAAAUACGCACUGGAAGCAUAUGUAUCUUGAUGAUAUCCUUUCGAUGCCAGAUUCGUGGGAGUACCCGUUCUUCGCCGCUUGGGACUCUGCAUUCCACUGCAUACCUUUGGCCAUGAUCGACCCGGACUUUGCAAAGAAGCAGCUUGAUCUAUUCACGAGGGAGUGGUAUAUGCACCCUAACGGACAACUUCCGGCUUAUGAAUGGAACUUCGGUGAUGUCAACCCUCCCGUACACGCAUGGGCGACUUUCCGGACGUUUAAGAUCGAAAGAAAGAUGUAUGGUCGUGAAGAUCUUGAUUUCCUGGAAAGGGUAUUUCAAAAGCUCCUUCUCAACUUCACCUGGUGGGUGAACCGGAAAGACUUCGACGGGAAGAAUGUUUUCGAAGGAGGCUUUCUAGGCUUGGACAAUAUUGGCCUUUUCAACCGCUCGGAACCUCUGCCCACGGGCGGUGUGCUUGAGCAAGCCGAUAGUACUGGAUGGAUGGCAUUCUAUUGUCUUUGCAUGCUGAAUAUUGCACUGGAGUUGGCCAAGCACCGCCGCAUAUAUGAGGACAUCGCAUCAAAGUUCUUCGAACACUUUAUUCUCAUCAGUGAUGCUAUGACGUACAAAUCCGGUUCAAAAGAGGAGAAAUCUUUAUGGAAUGAGGAAGACGGCUUUUAUUAUGAUGCCAUUUCGUGGGGAGGGCCGUGGACGCAACAACUGCCGAUCCGCUCUCUUGUCGGGCUGAUCCCACUAUAUGCGACACUCACUCUAGAGCCGGAACUCAUCAAUAAACUGCCAUCCUUUAAGAAGCGUGUUGAGUGGUUCAUUGAGAAUAGGCACGACGUGGCAGAGCGGAACAUGGCCAGCAUCAGAAAGAGAGGAAAGGGCAACCGCAUUUUACUGUCCCUUGUGAGCAAGGACCGCCUAGAGAAGAUUCUGAAGCGCAUGUUAGAUGAGAAUGAGUUCUUCAGUGAGCAUGGGAUUCGGUCGUUAUCAAAAUACCAUCAGGAGAAUCCUGUUUCGAUGGAUGUAAAUGGCCAGAUGUUCAAGGUCAGCUAUGUACCCGGAGACUCCGACAGUGGACUGUUUGGCGGUAACAGCAACUGGAGAGGUCCCAUCUGGCUGUGUGUCAACUUCCUGCUUGUGGAAUCUCUGCAGCGAUUCUACAUGUUCUACGGACCUACGCUGCAGGUUGAAUGUCCUACUGGCUCAGGAGACUUCAUGCAUCUGGGGCACGUAUCUGAAGAGAUUCAACAUCGUUUGCAGCACUUAAUGGCACGGGGAGAUGACGGUCGUCGAGCUAUCAACGACGGAAAUGAUCUGCUGGACUUUGAUCCCUACUGGAAGGAUAAUCUGUGGUUCUAUGAGUUCUUUGAUGGUGAUACUGGACGAGGACUAGGGGCCACACAUCAAUGUGGCUGGACAGGGUUGAUUGCUAGGAUGAUUCAUGAUACUGGCAUUAGCUGCCGCUUGCCACAGACACCCCGAACACCAUCCACAGGGAUGGCGCAUUACUUCGAUGAUAUAUUCACACGACACGCGGCCCAAAACAGAACCAACAAGCCUAAUCCGAAAAUGCGCCGUUCAUCAACGACUCGGUCAAUAGGUGCUCGCAGUGAUUUCGAUAUGUCUGUGAAUGGGGACCACGAUGAGGUGCAGUCAAUAGAAAACUCAGUAGAGUCCGAGACCGCAGAGAGAGAGCGCGAGCGCCAGGAGGCGGAUGCUCAUACAGCUAGCUAUGUCUCUGAGCAACUGUCCAGAGUGCGUAGUCACCAGUCGGCUGAUUUUGAGAUUGGUGAUGAGUUUGAGGCCCAGCUUGAUGGCCAGUGAGCGGGUUUGCAGCUGUGGAAGGAGUGCCGCUUUGUGCACAAUUCCUCUAAUUUCUUCCGCUGCCUGUAUCGCAUCCAGCUUCCAGCCUCUUAGAAAGUGAGCAUAGACGCUUUGUACCUGCUAUAC
Amorphotheca resinae ATCC 22711 is the source of this 3613-nucleotide messenger RNA. RefSeq lists its product as hypothetical. Gene Ontology annotation, molecular function: Glc3Man9GlcNAc2 oligosaccharide glucosidase activity. Gene Ontology annotation, cellular component: endoplasmic reticulum membrane. Bases 401 to 3487 code for a protein of 1028 amino acids. The transcript is spliced from 6 exons. The record is from RefSeq and is a predicted model, not a curated record. NCBI's taxonomy places the organism in Eukaryota, Fungi, Ascomycota, Leotiomycetes, Helotiales, Amorphothecaceae. Gene Ontology annotation, biological process: protein N-linked glycosylation; oligosaccharide metabolic process.